GGACUACAUCCAGCACCUGGGCUCUGCACUAGCCAGCCUGAGCCCCUGCUCCAUUCCGCACAGAGUCUACCGCCAGGCCCACAGCCUGCUCUGCAGCUUCCUGCCAUGGUCGGGCAUCUCUUCCAAGAGUGGCAUCGAGUACAGCCGGACCAUGUGAUGUCGGCUGGGCAGCCGCCACCAGGCCCCACCCUUCGGCCCCCUGCAGAGCCCGCCUUCCUGUCCAUCUGACCCCUUCUAUUUUCUGCAAGGAGCUGCCAGCCAUCUAACUGGGCUCAUCGGCCUGCCCCAGCUGCAGGCCCGGUGCUACACGGGCUCGGGAACAGAACAUCGUGGGCACGCGCAGAGCAUGCCCAUCUGUGGCAGGCUCUUCAGCUCCCCUUCCUGCUUCUGGAAACCUCUGCCUGCUGCCCUGGCCCUGCCCGCCUGCGCAUGCACCGUCCCCAGGGCUGACCCAGUGUGGCUGCAUUCACUGGGAGGGGGCUGCCCUCACUGGGCCUCUCCCACUCUGCUGCCUGUUCUUGCAGCUCCUUCCUGGAAAGCUGGAGGGGACUUUCUCCUGCAAGGGAGGAACGCAAGUAUUAUGGACACACUUGACCGUAAAGGCACAGGAGCCUCGGAACAAGGGGGCGCAAUAAAGGGAAUGGCCAGUCCCCCUCCAGAACCAGCCCAAAGAAGGGGGGGUGAGGAGUGGCCCCCACUCCUCCAUGAGGGGCUGAUGAGGGGUGGGCAGCCUGGGGGAGGCUUUCCUCGCAAGCACAGAGCUCUGAGGCUCAGCCCCCCGGCACAGGCGGUCACGCAUCGGGACGGUUCCUACUCCUCAGCACCUUCUGUGCAGUUACCAGUGCCCUGGGAGGUCACACUGCCCGUUGGACCUUGGCAUGCUCCAUUCAGCUGACCUGCUGAGGACAGGCAUCGCCGAGACUCCUUGGGUCCCCCCCGCCCUCCCUCAUGCUGCCACAAGCUACUGCUCCAAGGCCUAGCCACAUGCAGACAGGAGGAAGCUGAGCUCGACAUUAGGCCUCAAGGCUGCCAUCUGUCUUGUAGGGCCUGGCCUUGUGGGCAGGGGGCAGUCCUGUGCCUUGUGGGCCCUCAGCCUCUGAGGGCAGAGAUGCUGUCAGUGCCGCAGGUGCAUCACACACUUCUAGCAUCCUCUCCACCCUGCAUUCCAAAUGCUGCUUGCUGCCUGCCCUGCCAUCCGAUGCAGGGGUGGGGUGGGGGGCGGAGUCCCGCCCAUCAUAGCUGCAGUGUCACAAAGCCAUGGCAGAGGGUCCUAGCGGCGCCACCCUGCCCCAGCCUGAGGAGGAGGGAGAGGGAGGAACAACCCUGGGCAGACGGGGCCUCAGGGACCUGUGUCCUUCCUCCUCCAGAGCUGCCCAGCCACGGGCUCUCAGGGUGCUGGGGCAGCCCCAGGUCCCCUCUUGAACUCAGCUGGGGCCAGGGGCCCUCAGAAUGAAGGCAGGCACCAGGCAGGAGCAGCAUCCCCCUCCUUGACGGUGCUGGCAGGAGGGCCGCGCCAUGCUGACUGCCUGAACUUCUGCUGACCUGACGGUGCUGGCGGGAGGGCCGCACCAUGCUGACUGCCUGAAUCUCUGCUGAGGCUGCCUGCCUGCCGGGCCCAGCUCAGCGCCCUCUCCACUGCGAAUCAGUGGUGAUCAUGUGAUUUCUAUUUCUGCCCCACAGGGUAAGGGACGAGUCUUCUGGAAGGCUCUGCCAUGGACAUUUGUCCUCGGGCUCAGAGGCCCCACCCUGCCCCACACCUGCCCCUAAUCACUGCAAUGUCCAGCCCAGUGUUGAACAGAUUGUAGCGUUCUGUCUCAUUACGAGCAAAUAAAUAGACUUUCGUUGGAGUUCGUCA
Messenger RNA from Pan troglodytes (chimpanzee), 1855 nucleotides. RefSeq lists its product as uncharacterized. Lineage: Eukaryota; Metazoa; Chordata; Mammalia; Primates; Hominidae. The record is from RefSeq and is marked predicted.